CAAGAUCUGAUCCUUUUCCAUAUGAUUGUUUGUUGACAUUUUUCAAGUUAUUUGAGAUAAACAAAUUCAGUUGAUUAUUAUCGUUUCAUUUACAAUUGUGUUUUCAAAAUAGUUUAAAAUGUUUAAGAAACCAAAAAAGAUAAAUUUCAAGAAAAGAGAGACACCAGAUUCUUCAUCAUCAGAAGAAGAAGAGACCAUAAUUUACAAGCCAACAAAAAAGGCUUGCAUCAAACGUGUUCCACGUGAAAGUUCAGAUGAAUCUAAUUCGGAAGACGAAUCAGCGGUUUCAGUAUCAUAUGAAAAUGAUAAGAGUGUUGUUCGAGAGGGUCCAAAAGAUAUGGGUGCAACCAGUGAAAGACAAAUUGAUAACGACAAAGAAGCUGUUAAAGGUAACAAAUUCCUGGCUAAAGGACCAUUGAAAGCUCCAUCAAACAUUAGAUCGACUGUCCGAUGGGAUUACCAACCUGAUAUCUGCAAAGAUUACAAAGAAACUGGAUUUUGUGGAUUUGGUGAUUCAUGUAUAUUUUUACACGAUCGAAGUGAUUACAAAGCUGGCUGGCAAUUGGAGGCCGAAGCAAGAAAAGGUACAUACGGAGAAGACAACAUCAAUUAUGAAAUUACUGAAACAAAAGAAAUACCCUUCAAGUGUCUAAUUUGUAUGAAUGGAUUCACCGAUCCAGUCGUCACAAGAUGUGAACAUUAUUUUUGUGAAAAGUGUUUCCUUGAACAUUACAAAAAAAGUACAAAAUGCUUCGCCUGCAAAGCACCAACCAAUGGAUCAUUCAAACCUGCUAAUAUUUUCAAAAGUACACCAAGUAAUAAAAAGAAAGAAGAAGACUCUGAUGAUUCUGAUGAUGAUAGUUAAAUGAAAAGUAAAAAAGCUAUCGAUAUUAAAAUUCCAAAUCAUGUAUUAAAUUCAGCGACUAUUGUAUAUAAUUUUUUCAACAUCUAUUCUUGUUCUUUAUCAGUCGAUUGUCGAUCAACUAAGGGAGAAAAUCUAUAGAUGCAUAAUUAAAUAAUAAACCAUUUUCCUAUCA
Tetranychus urticae (two-spotted spider mite) is the source of this 1037-nucleotide messenger RNA. It is a transcript of the gene mdlc, whose product is annotated as RING finger protein mdlc. The record is from RefSeq and is a predicted model, not a curated record. Gene Ontology annotation, molecular function: metal ion binding. Lineage: Eukaryota; Metazoa; Arthropoda; Arachnida; Trombidiformes; Tetranychidae. Gene Ontology annotation, biological process: snoRNA splicing. Gene Ontology annotation, cellular component: U2-type spliceosomal complex.